Messenger RNA from Ilex paraguariensis (yerba mate), 452 nucleotides. NCBI's taxonomy places the organism in Eukaryota, Viridiplantae, Streptophyta, Magnoliopsida, Aquifoliales, Aquifoliaceae. The record is from the annotation of a GenBank genome assembly.
CAGAGCUACUAGAACAAAAUACUCAAUACAAAGUAUAAUCAAACAAAAAAUGUUACCAGUGGCAUCACAUUUAUUCAACAGCAAAAAUGAGAGAAACUGAGUAUGGACUUAGCCUCACCUACACAUGUUCAACAUCAAAAUUUCUCUUACAAAAUUCUCCAUUCAUCUCAGAUCAGAAAUAUACACAAUCCAACAGUAUUGUUUCAGCUCAAGUAUGGGUGGUUUUGUCUAGGUUAUUGUGUCAACACCAGCAGCAACAUAGUGGAAUUUGUCUUCCUACCAAAAGAUAACGACAUAUGUAAGGUAAGUUGCUCGUUUCCCAGAGCUGGGGAUCAAAUGAUACAACAAUCCCCCCAUCAAAUAAGGUAGUCCCGCUCGAUGUUGUAUCCUCACUUGUACCAACCAGUAAGGAUCCACCUCAGGAUAAAGCAGAAGCAGCAGCACAUGGCCUG